This is a messenger RNA of Sphaerodactylus townsendi, 5439 nucleotides long. It is a transcript of the gene DNAJC10, whose product is annotated as DnaJ heat shock protein family (Hsp40) member C10. The record is from RefSeq and is a predicted model, not a curated record. Gene Ontology annotation, molecular function: disulfide oxidoreductase activity. Lineage: Eukaryota; Metazoa; Chordata; Lepidosauria; Squamata; Sphaerodactylidae. Bases 261 to 2657 code for a protein of 798 amino acids. The transcript has 23 exons. Gene Ontology annotation, cellular component: endoplasmic reticulum. Gene Ontology annotation, biological process: protein folding in endoplasmic reticulum.
GUUCCCACUCCGGGAUCCUGCGCCUUCCCCUCAAGCUGCCACUCCCAGUUGGCUCCAGGCAGCGCUGCCCUCCCUCCUCCUCCUCCUCCUCCUCCUCCUGCAGCCGAGCCGGCUCUGGGGCCGCCGGCGGGAGGGAGCCCCGCACGCCGCCACCGGGUGGUGUUUCUUUGAGAAAUAGCUGAACAUCAGUAGAUUAUGACUGUGAAAAAUCCUGCAAAGAGGCUCUUCAGAUACAUAUUUGCUUUACUGAAACACUCAUAAUGGAGCAUUUCAUAACCAAAGAAAAGCGUAUCAAAGAUGCUAAAAGAAUCUUCUUCUUUUUUAUUUUACUGUGUCUAAUUACCUCUGUUUGCUCCGAUCAAGACUACUACAGUUUACUUGGAAUAUCUAGAGCAGCAACGAGCAGAGAAAUAAGGCAGGCUUUCAAGAAGUUGGCAUUGAAGUUGCAUCCUGAUAAGAAUCAGAAUGACCCAGUGGCCCACGAAAACUUCUUAAAAAUAAACCGAGCGUAUGAAGUGUUAAAAGAUGAAGAUCUGCGAAAGAAGUAUGAUAAAUAUGGUGAGAAAGGUCUAGAAGAUCACCAACAAGGAGGCGGAUAUGAAAGCUGGCACUAUUAUCGCUAUGAUUUCGGGAUUUAUGAUGACGAUCCUGAAAUUGUAACACUGGAUAGAGGAGAAUUUGAUGCUGCUGUUAAUUCUGGAGAACUGUGGUUUAUUAAUUUCUAUUCCCCUCGAUGUUCUCAUUGCCAUGACUUAGCACCAACGUGGAGAGAAUUUGCUAAAGAAAUGGAUGGAUUAAUACGCAUCGGAGCUGUAAAUUGUGGCGAUAACAGAAUGCUUUGCCGACAAAAAGGGAUCAAUAGCUAUCCAAGCCUGUAUGUUUUUAAAACUGGAAUGAAUCCAGCAAAAUACUUUGGGGACAGGUCAAAGGAGAGUUUAAUGAGCUUUGCCAUGCAGUUUGUUACCAGCACAGUGACGGAGUUAUGGGCAGGAAAUUUUGUUAAUGUUGUAGAAACUGCAUUUGCUUCUGGUGUUGGCUGGCUAAUCUCCUUUUGCAGUGAUCGUGGAGAUUGUUUAACCUCUCGAACACGCCUUAAAUUGGCUGGCAUGUUGGAAGGCCUUGUUAAUGUAGGCUGGAUGGACUGUGCCACCCAGGGUGAGCUUUGUGAUAAUUUGGAUAUCUCAUCUAGCACUACAGCAUACUUUCCACCUGGAGCCACCUUAACUAAUAAAGAGAGAGGAGGUGUUUUGUUCCUGAAUUCGUUGGACGCGCGAGAGAUAUAUCAGGAAGUCAUGCAGCACCUUCCAGACUUUGAAAUGAUCCCUGCAGCUACACUAAAGGACCGCGUUGCCCAUCACCGAUGGCUGAUAUUUUUUCUGUUCGGCGAGAGUGGCAAGUCUAAUGACCAUGACUUUAAAAAGCUAGGUUUUCUACUUAAAGCAGAAAACAUUCAGGUGGGCAGAUUCGACUGCCUGACGGCACCCAACAUGUGCAACGAUCUGUACAUUUAUCAGCCGUGCGCAGCUGUUUUUAAAGGAAGGGGAAUAAAUGACUAUGAAAUUCAUCAUGGGAAGAAGAUUCUGUACGAUAUUUUGGCCUUCGCCAAGGAGAGCGUAAACUCUCACAUCAUCACUCUCGGGCCUCAGAAUUUCCCUGGCAAACCGGAGGAGCCGUGGCUUGUUGACUUCUUCGCACCAUGGUGUCCUCCUUGUCGAGCUUUGCUCCCUGAAUUGAGGAAAGCAUCAAAGCAACUGUAUGGUCAGCUGAAAUUUGGGACGUUAGACUGUACAGUUCAUGAAGGGAUUUGCAACAUGCACAACGUUAGAGCUUAUCCUACAACUGUGGUAUUCAACCAGACUGACACCCAUGAAUACGAAGGACAUCACUCCGCUGAGCAGAUUUUGGAGUUUGUUGAGGAUCUCAUGAAUCCAUCAGUAGUUUCUCUAACACCGGAGACCUUCAGUGAGCUAGUGAAGAAAAGGAAAAGUAGCAACAUCUGGAUGGUUGAUUUCUACGCUCCGUGGUGCGGUCCUUGCCAAGCUUUAAUGCCAGAAUGGAAAAGAAUGGCCAGGCUGCUGAAUGGAAUGAUCUCCGUUGGCAGCGUGGACUGUCAAAAAUACUUCUCUCUCUGCCAUCAAGAAAACAUUCAAGGCUAUCCUGAAAUAAGGCUCUUCCCACAAACAUCAGUUUCAUCUCAUCAGUACUACAGCUACAAUGGCUGGCACAGAGAUGCCCAUUCUCUGAAAAGAUGGGGACUCGGAUAUUUGCCUCGAGUGUCUCUGGAUCUGACUCCUCAGAGUUUCACUGACAAAGUCCUGAAUGGAAAAGAUCACUGGGUUGUUGAUUUUUACGCUCCUUGGUGUGGCCCUUGCCAGAAUUUUGCUCCGGAAUUUGAGAUUUUAGCUAGGACGGUCAAAGGAAAAGUGAAAGCCGGGAAAGUUGACUGCCAAGCCUAUGGUCAGACUUGUCAAUCUGCUGGCAUCCAAGCAUAUCCAACGGUUAAGUUUUAUCCCUAUCAAGGAACAAAGAAAAAGAAAGAUGCUUUUGGAGAACACAUAGAUAGCCAAGAUGUGAAGGUCAUAGCUGAUCUACUGCUCAACAAAGUUGAAGAUAUUAAAAAUAAGAGAAAAGCCUCCAGAAACAAGGAUGAACUCUGAGUGAUGGAGCAGAUUCGAAGCCUACCAACAUUGCGGCAACAAGCAUACACUAGAUCAUGUUCGUAGCAGAAAAAGAAGAAGAGCGGGCACCCUGGAGGGAUUCAUUCUUGGAUGCUCAGUUUGCCUCUACAAAUGCUACCAAAUGUGUUCUCAAACAUCCAAAGCGUCUAUGCCUAAUGAAGGGAUAGGUUGGCUCCAUACAACCAUUUCAUCUGGAUUGAUGACGGUGACUGCUUCGUUCUAUUCAUACGGAGGAUCUAGACAAAGAUGUUAUCCGUUCCUUUACACUCCACCAUUUAUCACAUUUUUUAAUCCGUCAUCUUUUUUUCCCAAUCUGAUUUGUGACUUUUGUAUGUCAUUUCAUACAAACUUGCUGCAAUCGUCAAAGAGCUGUUGAAGCAUCCUGGGGCUACUGUCCGUUUACAUUCUUUUCAUGAAAAAAAAAACCAGCAUCUUGUUCUCCUUCUGGUGCCCUCAAGUUCCUAGAAUGGAACAUUAAAAUUUGCCCAGGCAGAAGAGAGAAGGAUUUAAAAAUAAAUAGGAUUUAAAAUACAUCAAAUAGGAUUUAAAAAUAAAUGAUGCUCAUGAUUGCAUCAGUAUGAUGUUGCGGUCAUGAAAAAUAAGACUUUUAUUCUGUUGGCCAAUGAGUGUGCGUAACUUUUUUUUCAUGGCAGUUAUCAUAAUUUUUCGUUAUUAUCAUUUAAAAAAAUUACAAACUAUUGCAGUUUCAGCAAGGGGCAAAAGGAGUCAUAAAAGAAAUGCUGCCCUGCCUAGAUCUAUUGUCUGUUGCAGUGCUUGAGCAUCUGACUCUGAGCAGUGGGAGCAACUGAGGAGAGUUCUGGGAGAAAUCAAGUAUUUGCUGCAUGGAGCUGACUUUCAUGCCAGUGUAAAGAUUAUGAUCUUGCCCUUGAGUUGGGCAUUGCCUGAUUUUUAAGAGUGAAUAUAGCACUAUUUUAAGCUCACUGCAGAAAACGAAUCCUUCCGUACCAGAUGUGGACCUACCCAUAGACUCUGGCAGACAUUGUGAUGAUACACUACUUGCAUUACCACUAAGGCUUUUUUGUUUGAUGACUUGGGCUGCCAUAAGGAUACUGUAGGAUGUCAGCCUUCUCAAUCUAUUUUUCUGCAAAACAGUCUUUUCUGUGCUACAAAAAGCCCGGUGGAUGGACUUAUGUGGGAAUUGGGAAAAACUAAACUGCAUAUUUUUUAACAAGGGGAACAGUCUGAUCAGCAUUUUUUACCUCAAUACUAUUUUUUACUGUGUGUUGUUUUCUUAGUGUGGGAUUCACUGGGUAGAGCGUUAGUUUGAGGGAGCCCAGGUGCCUUAACCAUUUGAUCACCUGUCCUCUAGAAAGCUGCUUCUGCCAACCUGAAGACUCUUUUAAGGGCCCACCUGCCCAAGCUGUUCAGUGCAUGGCAGCCAAGGAGAAAGCCUUGCCCACGUUGACUCUCAGCUUGCAAUUUUGGUACACGACUGCAAACCUUUAAAAAAAGCCCCAAAUUUACAAUGAUAAGCAAAAGGCCAAAACCAGCAGGGGGCAGCACAUGUUUACUACAGAUUGAGCAAGAAGCGACAUGCUUGAAACUACUGUUCUGACGGCCUGUAACUAUGCUGUGUUGUAUUUGUAUUUUUGAAACUUGCAGGUGGGGGUGGAUGAUAACAUUCUUUAUAAUUAUUUUUAAUGGGCAAGGCUUUUCAAUGGGCUCGAAAACUGCGAUGAAAACAGGCCAAUCACUCCUAUCCUGAUGCAUUCUAGUUGAAGCAAGCCACCUGUGUUUUCCCUCAAAACAGAAAUAUACAAGAAACCGACCGGUAUCUCUCACACACAAACCAACUCUGAGUUGCAUCUUCAUGCUUUUCUGUCAGCUUAAAAGUACAGUCAUGGCCAGUUCUUUUCAGUAAAUCUGUCUUCUUUUAGUGAUAGUGCCCCAAGUUGUUUGUUUGAGGCAUUUGUUCAAUCUGUAUGUCACUUAAAAAAAAUAGCACUGUAAUGUGUAAAUCUGGCUUAUUGCAGAAUUUCAAGUGCCUUUGGAAUUUCUAAACAUUCAUAUCAAUCACUUUUGCAAGGGUUGGUAAUUACUGCGGAUUACUUGAGAAAUUCUCAUUGUAAAUCUCAGUUUGUUCAAACCAAGCUUUUUUUGCUCAACACUUGCCCAAAGUUUAACACGUUCUUGCAGGUUAGUAGCUGUACUGGUCUGUUCAAGAUCAGAUUCUUCAAAGGACUGAGAAUUUUUUUCAUACCCUGGGUGGGAUCCAGCACAACAUUUCUGUUUGUGCUACAUAAGUGGAAAUCAAACAAAAAUACCAUGGUAGCAGCUCUUGCUAAGUCAAACUUAGUGCAAAAUAUUGUUCAACUAAUUUCUGGGAGGAAAGUACCAUGCAUUGCACAUAGACUUGUACAAAUGGAACUAAACUAAGUCAGUUUAUGUUGCCCGUAGCAAAUCGCAGGAUCCAAGCUUCUGUUAAUACGGGACACGGAUUAUUUUGACAAGCAUGGGCACAGAGUUUGGCUGGAGUCAUCACUAGCCAUUUUCUCUCUAAAGGGGAAACCAUCUGUUCUUUUGCUUAUGUCACGUUUUCAGCUAUCCCACUGGAAAUCUAGGAGUUGCUCUCUAGUGUGUUCCUUCACUACCAGAUACAAAACCACUUAACAAAUAUGAUUAGGCUGUUGUACUCUUUUUGAGGGGGCAUUUUGUGAGAGUAAUUGCUGUAUAUGUUGCAUCUUCUGGAGGCCUGUUUCAUAUUUUCAAAAUAUGGUAAUAAAUGGUCCUGUCCUUUUAA